CUGGACUGAGGGCAGCUGCCCCCUGCAGGACUCACACACACACACACACACACACACACACACACACACUUCAAACUGAACCUGGGAUCAUUUACUUCACUUGUAUCUGAGACUGCUCGUAUCGGUGAUCAAUUAUUCACAUCACAUUCAGAUGAUCAAUAAACUCAUCGAUCUUUGAAUCAAUGUUUGUUGUUUGUUGAUCAAACCACUUUAAACCAGUGAAUACGUUAGUUAGUUAGUUAGUUAGUUAGUUAGUUAGUUAGUCCUCAGUGUUUGCUGAGAGGAGCUAAGAUUAGCCAACAGGUUAAUGAGGUCAGCCUGCAGGGGGCGCUCACAGCUUCUAUAAUGAUUAUAGAUACAGUUACUGUAGCACCUGCUCCUCUACCUGAGUGACAUCACUGUCCUCUCUGUUCUGUGAUUGGACAGACUGCCUUUCCCCUGGUGUUUCUGAUAACCUGAAGGACAGGUGUAACAGUGUAUGCUGUUACUCAGUCAGCCCCGCCCCCUGUCUUCUCUCUUUAAUAAGAGUUGUGAUAAGUUCAUGAGGGAUAAUUACUUAUUUAUUUAUAAUUGGUUAAUCAUAAUUAAAGCUCUGACUUGUUCUCAGUGAUUCACUCUCUCCAGCUUUUGUUUUUCUAAAAUCAUGUUUUCAUCAUGUUUUUGUUCCUGUUUCCGACAGAUGUUUCCAGCUGCAGACAUUUCCUGUCCUGGACGUCCCGCCCUGUCAGAGAGACGAGAAGCUGCUUCAGUCUGCAGCUGCACCCCGAGCUGGUCUGAACUGGUCUGAACUGGUCUGAACUGGACUGAACUGGACUGUAGGACCUAGUCUCAUCACGGCUUAUGUAAACCAGUGGAACCAGUGGAACCAGUGGAACCAGUGGAACCAGUGGAAGUGUUUGAUGUGGUGAAAUGAAAUAUCGUCUCUUUGUGUUUCAGUCCAGUUUCCUUUCCAUACAAACUCUGCAAACACAUACGCAACUCUAAUGUUGAUGACACCAUGAGCAGCAGGAACUGUCCAACCCGUCAGUGCAGUAUUGAGCUUCAGAAUAAGAGCUCGAUGUUCACCCUGUGUAACCCUCAUGUGCACACUGUCAGCGGAUCAUGUGACGCACCGUUCCCGCCCACCCUCGGCCCGUCCGAGUCCGGAGGCGCUCUGUUCGUCAAGAGUCCUCACGCAGCCUGUGGAUCAGUGGGGGUGUUCACCUAUGACCUCCUGAGCGAGUCCACGCAGCAGUACAGGGGCAGAGUGGCCGUCAUGUUCUCCGUCCCCUAUGACUUCAACCUGUACUCCAGUUGGUUCGCCGUGGGGGUGUUCGGCCUGGACACUCACUGCGACCAGCAUCUCUACGAAACCAUGUACUACAACACAGAGAGAGGGUUCGUCAGGGGCAAAGCCAAAGGGUCCAGUCUGAGCCACAGAGGGAGUCAUGUGACCGUCAGAGCCACCAUGUCCGACAGUUACCGAGCUGUUGUCAAGGUGCAGGUGUGCAACAACUAAAACCGGCUGUCUCCUCCAUUAAUCCCAGUUCUCCCAGAGACAGGAAGCCCAGUUUAGGUCAUCUGAUAAAUCUGCUUUUAUUCUAUAAUCUCACUUCCUGUCACCUUUCUGUAUGAACGCUGUCAGGCUACAUGCUAACCAGGAUUUUACUGUUCUGUGUUUCUGUGUUGACGAGACAUUUUCCUUUUCACUUAAAUCAUGUUUCAUCUGAGAAACAGCAGCAGUCAGUGAACGCCACAAACAACGUAGAACCUUGUCUGACUGUGGAACCAAAGAACUCAAUGUUUAAUUAAUAAAAGACCUGAUCAAUAAUCAUA
This is a messenger RNA of Seriola aureovittata, 1815 nucleotides long. RefSeq names its product cytolysin tenebrosin-B-like. The coding region runs from base 998 to 1498 and encodes 166 amino acids. NCBI's taxonomy places the organism in Eukaryota, Metazoa, Chordata, Actinopteri, Carangiformes, Carangidae. Gene Ontology annotation, cellular component: pore complex. The record is from RefSeq and is a predicted model, not a curated record. Gene Ontology annotation, biological process: pore complex assembly; monoatomic cation transport; cytolysis in another organism. The transcript has 4 exons. Gene Ontology annotation, molecular function: channel activity.